Messenger RNA from Ogataea philodendri, 1320 nucleotides. RefSeq lists its product as uncharacterized. The record is from RefSeq and is a predicted model, not a curated record. Bases 1 to 1320 code for a protein of 439 amino acids. The transcript has 4 exons. Lineage: Eukaryota; Fungi; Ascomycota; Pichiomycetes; Pichiales; Pichiaceae.
AUGACAGACGAUUUGCUACCGAAGCGUCACACUUCGGACAUUCCAACGCAUUUUCAGAAGAGACAAAUCGAUACACUGGAUCUUGUCACAAAGUACAUCGAGAUCCAUGAAGAGCUGGACGAGCUGCUCAAGUCUGGGUUUGUUGAUCUGGCAAGGGCCAACUACGCAGGAAAUACAAGAUACCAGAACUUCCUGGACCUACGAGAAACAAAUCCGUUUGUUAAUAUAGAUUGGGAAACGUCUGAUCUUAUCAAAGAAAAGACAGCUAGGGCUGACCUAAUGCGUGUUACUUCUCUUGACAGCAUCUUUGACCAGCUGGAUGUAGUCGGCCGAGAUCACAUAAUAGCUCUGGAUGGCACCAAUAAUCAGCAAAGCGACUCCAAAACCAGUCCAGAGGCCGAACAGUCCCAGAGGAUGGUCCUUAGGGAAGUAGAAGCUGAGGAAGAAGCCGAGCGGGAUUCCGAUGACAUAGUAAGACACCAAGUUGACCAGUCCUCCAAUUCUUUGCAAACCUUGGCCACGAAGACAGCCGGCACUGGUGGCAUUGAGAGCGUCAAAAACCUGGAUAAAGGCCACAAGCGGAAGCACACUGGACACAACCUCGAUAACGUCCUUGUUGUUGGAAAAGAGGUUGGCAAUCUGUCUUCUGCCGAGGAGAAGCAACGCAGCGAUAGACACUCCGUAUGGGACCUGGUAGGUGAGAGAAGCCAUGGUGGUGAUGACGGACUGGGCAGCCAAAGGAACAGUUCCGAGAUAACUGGACAAAAGAGUGAGGAUCUCGAAGCCCAAGAACUCAGACAUGAUCAUAAUGAGGUUUGGGAUGCUGAGCUUGAUGAGUUCCUUCCAGUUGGAAAAAGCUUUCUCCAAAGUGAGUCCGUUCCAGCAUCUCAAUGGACGCACCUCGUUGUUGGUUGUGAUGAGAACGUAGGUGGAAGCCUGGAAGAUUCCCUGUGCCUGCAGGAACCUCUUUCCCGUCUCAAAGAAGAUGUAGCCUGGCAGUCCGAAGGUGAUGACUCUGAGGUAUGUUGCGGCGAGCUUUGCGCUUUCCUCAUCGGGCAGGAUCUUGAUCAAGACGACCUCGGCCCAGAUCCACCAGCAAACACAGACAACAGCCAUGAUUGUGAAGAUCAGAGCGGAACACCUCUGGAAAAUCAAGCCCACCACUUUGUACUUGCCUGCUCCAUAAGCUUGUGGCAAGAACGUGUCAAGAGACGAGGCCAGGCCGCAAAUAAUUGCCAAUGCAGAAAUGUUGCAACUCAUCGUACCGAGGGUAAUUCCUGCCAAGGCCUGUGGGGAAAUAUGGCCAACGGCAAAGAUUGA